AUCUACCAUCUAUCUGUUCAUCUGACUGAUAUUUAAGCCCUUCCAAACAGUAUCAUCAGCAGCAAGAAAAUGGUGAGAAUCUGAUUAGUGAUAAGAAAUGAUAAACAUACAUAUAUAACCACCAAAAUCUCUCACAUUGUUGUAGCAUAAUGGCUUAUUGUUGUAUAUCACCACAAGGGCUUCGUCUUCAUAAAAACCCCAUCUUUAUAAACUUAUCCUCUUACUUUUCUCCUACCCAUCUCUCUUUUCCUUGUAAUUCACCCCGUUUUUGCGCCCUCAAGGCAACAAGUAGUAAUCAAGAUUCCUAUGGCUCAAAUUUGUUGCGAAAGCCGGUGAGUAAGGAGGCUGGGAGAGAUUUUGACGAGGAAGAGAGUGAAGAAGAAGAAGAGUUGGUUGAUUGGGAAGACAAGAUUCUUGAAGAUACGGUUCCACUUGUGGGGUUUGUCAGGAUGAUUCUUCACUCUGGCAAGUAUGAAAGUGGUGAUCGAUUAAGCCCAGAGCAUGAAGAAACUAUCAUAGAGAGGUUGCUUGCAUACCAUCCAGAGUGUGAGAAGAAGAUUGGAAGUGGUGUUGAUUACAUAACGAUUGGGUAUCAUCCUAAUUUUGAAAGCUCUCGCUGUUUGUUCAUAGUCCGGAAGGAUGGUGAACUGGUAGACUUCUCAUACUGGAAAUGCUUGAAAGGGUUGAUAAGGAAAAAAUAUCCACUGUAUGCCGACACCUUUAUUCCUAGGCAUUUUCGGCAGGGUAGGCGUAGAGAUUGAACAGGUUUACAUUUUAAAGUCUGCUAUCUAUUCCAUGUCUUUCCUUACCAUAUUUAUUUGUGUGCCAUUAUCUUUUUUCAUGCAACCAUCUGAAUUAGAAGAUGAAAUUCGGGAAUUGUAUGCAUAGGAAAUUGGGAAGGAAGAUAACUAAAUUUGUGGUUUAUAUGAAUUGCCAGCUUAUCCGCUCCUGA
Daucus carota subsp. sativus is the source of this 952-nucleotide messenger RNA. RefSeq names its product protein DCL homolog, chloroplastic. Gene Ontology annotation, cellular component: chloroplast. NCBI's taxonomy places the organism in Eukaryota, Viridiplantae, Streptophyta, Magnoliopsida, Apiales, Apiaceae. The transcript has 3 exons. Bases 150 to 761 code for a protein of 203 amino acids. The record is from RefSeq and is a predicted model, not a curated record. Gene Ontology annotation, biological process: chloroplast organization; chloroplast rRNA processing.